This is a messenger RNA of Capsella rubella, 3493 nucleotides long. RefSeq names its product protein argonaute 2. The record is from RefSeq and is a predicted model, not a curated record. Gene Ontology annotation, molecular function: RNA binding; protein binding. The coding region runs from base 78 to 3143 and encodes 1021 amino acids. Gene Ontology annotation, cellular component: cytoplasm. Gene Ontology annotation, biological process: regulatory ncRNA-mediated post-transcriptional gene silencing. Lineage: Eukaryota; Viridiplantae; Streptophyta; Magnoliopsida; Brassicales; Brassicaceae. The transcript is spliced from 3 exons.
UAAAAAAAAAAAAAAAAAAGCUGUGAAUUUGUUUGGAGAAAUCGUCAGAGCUAACUGUAUAUUCCCGUUCAGAUCCUAUGGAGAGAGGUGGUUAUCGAGGAGGUCGUGGUGAUGGCCGUGGCAGAGGCGGCGGCGGAGGUCGUGGUGAUGGUGGCGGUGGUGGCCGUGGAGGAGGAGAUCGUGGUCGCGGUUAUGGCGGCGGAGAUCGCGGUCGUGGUCGCGGUGAACAGCGAGGUGGUGGAAAUCGUGGUCAAGGUCGUGGUGAACAGCAGGAUUUUAGAGGCCAGAGUCAGUGGGGACCUCCGUCUGGUCACGGUGGUCGUGGUACUCAGUUCCAGCAACAACCUCGGCCACAGGCGGCUCAAGUGACACAAGUGGUUCCGCAACCGUCUCAGGCUCAGGUGAGUCAUGCUGGAGUCGCUGGUAGGGGAGCUUGGGGUCGUAAGCCACAGGUUUCUUCUGAUUUGGCUUCUCCGUCUACCUCCGUCGUGGUUUCUGAACCCUCUCGUGUUGCUGAAGUUACGAAUCCAAGGCCAUGUGUUCAAGUUGCGUCUACUGGUAGGAAAGAACCAAUGAAGCGACCUGAUAGAGGCGGUGUUGUGGCUGUGCGACGGGUUAAUCUAUAUGUCAAUCAUUUUAGAGUCCAUUUCGAUCCGGAAAGUGUCAUAAGACAUUACGAUGUUGAAGUCAAAGGAGAGAAUCCUACCAAGAAGAUAUCUAGAUUUGAGCUAGCUAUGGUCAGGGAUAAGGUGUUCACUGACAAUCCCGGCAAGUUUCCCUUUGCUAUGACUGCUUAUGAUGGUCAGAAGAACAUUUUCAGCGCGGCUGAACUGCCUACGGGUUCAUUCAAGGUGGAGUUCCCUAAAACUGAUGAGUCGAGAGCUCGGAGCUAUACUUUCACCAUCAAACAGGUGAAUGAGUUGAAGUUAAGGGACUUGAAAGAGUACAUGACAGGGAGUACGUCUGCCAAUCCGCGUGAUGUGUUGCAAGGAAUGGAUGUUGUGAUGAAGGAGCAUCCUUCAAAGUGUAUGAUUACUGUUGGUAAAAGCUUUUUCACUCGUGAAACUGCGCCAGAUGAAGACUUGGGCUUCGGGGUUGCUGCUGCGAAAGGGUAUCGCCACACUCUGAAGCCCACGCAACAAGGUUUGUCAUUGUGCUUGGACUACUCCGUGUUGGCGUUCCGCAAAGCAAUGUCGGUCAUCGAAUACCUGAAGUUGUAUUUUAAUUGGUCUGAUAUGCGUCAGUUUAGGAAUUGUAGGCGUGAUGUGGAAAGAGAAUUGACUGGUUUGAAAGUCAUUGUCAAUCAUCGAAAGAAUAAGCAGAAACUCACCAUUGUCGGGCUGAGUUUGCAAGAUACUAAAGACAUCAAAUUUGAUCUUAUUGAUCAAGAGGGAAACGAGCCACCAAGAAAAAUAUCCAUUGUUGACUACUUCAGGAUAAAGUAUGGAAGAGACAUUGUUCACAAAGAUAUUCCUUGCUUGGAUUUGGGAAAAAAUGGUCGGCAAAAUUUAGUCCCCAUGGAGUUCUGCGACUUGGUGGAGGGACAGAUUUAUCCAAAGGAUGACUUAGAUAAAAAUUCAGCGUUGUGGUUAAAGAAGUUGUCACUAGUCAAUCCGCAACAAAGGCAGAAAAAUAUAGAUCAGAUGAUAAAGUCUCGUAAUGGACCGAGCGGUGGAGAAAUCAUUAGAAACUUCGGAUUGAAAGUGGAUACAAACAUGACACAUGUGGAAGCUCGUGUACUGAAGGCUCCAACAUUGAAGUUGGCAGAGAGAGGGAAAGCUGUGCGUGAGGAACCCAACCUGAGACAGAACAAUCAAUGGAACCUUAUGAAGAAGGGAGUCACAAGGGGAUCCAUAGUCAAGCAUUGGGCUGUACUUGACUUCACUGCAUAUGAGAGAUAUAACAAGAUGCCUAAUGACUUUGUGGAUAACCUAAUCGAUCGUUGUUGGAGACUUGGGAUGCAGAUGGAGCCUCCUAUCGUUUACAAAACAUCGAGAAUGGAUACGCUUUCUAAUGGUAAUGCUCUUGAGGAAUUGCUUCAGUCUGUAAUUGCAGAGGCUUCUCACAAGCAUAGUGGAGCUCGUCCAACUCUUGUUUUGUGUGCUAUGUCUGGGAGGGUUGAUGGCUAUAAGACUCUGAAAUGGAUAGCAGAAACCAAACUUGGUUUAGUGACUCAGUGUUUCUUGACUGGUUCUGCCACUAAAGGAGGUGAUCAGUACCGGGCGAAUCUUGCCCUCAAGAUGAACGCAAAGGUUGGUGGAAGCAAUGUCGAACUGAUGGAUACUACUUUCUCUUUCUUUCAAAAAGAGGAUGAGGUCAUGUUCAUUGGUGCCGAUGUCAAUCAUCCCGCUGCUCGAGACAAGAUGAGCCCUUCUAUUGUUGCCGUUGUGGGUACUCUAAACUGGCCUGCAGCUAACCGUUAUGCAGCUAGAGUCAUUGCUCAGCCUCACCGUAAAGAGGAGAUACAAGGAUUUGGUGAUGCUUGCUUGGAGCUUGUCAAAGCUCAUGUUAAGGCCACUGGGAAACGACCUAACAAGAUUGUGAUAUUCCGUGAUGGUGUCAGCGAUGCUCAGUUUGAUAUGGUUCUCAAUGUGGAGUUGCUUGAUGUUAAGUUGACUUUUGAGAAGGCUGGUUACAAUCCAAAGAUAACGGUAAUCGUAGCACAGAAACGUCAUCAAACCCGUUUCUUCCCCGCCACAAGCAAUGAUGGAAGUGAUAAGGGCAAUGUGCCUUCAGGUACGGUCCUUGAUACUAAAGUCAUUCACCCGUAUGAGUAUGAUUUCUACCUCUGCAGUCACCACGGAGGGAUCGGGACAAGCAAACCAACUCAUUACUACACUCUCUGGGAUGAACUUGGAUUCACUUCAGACCAGGUUCAGAAGCUCAUCUUUGAGAUGUGCUUCACUUUCACUCGCUGCACCAAACCUGUCUCUCUAGUUCCUCCUGUUUAUUAUGCUGACAUGGUUGCCUACAGAGGAAGGAUGUACCAUGAGGCAAGCUCUCGUGAGAAGAAUGUUAGGCAGCCGCGGGGAGCGUCUACCUCUGCUGCUUCGCUUGCCUCUUCACUCUCAUCUCUUACAAUCGAGGACAAAGCGAUUUUCAAGCUGCACGCAGAGCUUGAGAACGUUAUGUUCUUCGUCUGAAGAAGAGAGUGAGUUUUUUUGGUGUUUUGGGUCUCAAGCUGAACUUAAUACUAGAUAUUCGAAAUCGGAACGCCCCAGUAACGCAAUUUUACUCCUUUUAUUCUGGAUAGAAAGGAGUUUGUGCGUGAAUCUAAUUGGGUUUUUCGCAGUGUGAUUAUUUCUUUUUGGUUGCUGUGUUGGAAUGAAUCUGUGUAUUUGGUAUUUGUAAUGCUCUUUAGAACAGAAACCACGCCUUUGUUUUUUUCGGGUACUAUUAUUGUAAUUUCAGACUCUGGAUUUUCAUAUUUUGCUUGCGUUUAGCAAAUUCGUUUAUGAGUUUUGUUAAAGCUGUGGUAACAUGAAUAUGUUCA